AUGUUGGAGAAAAGCAUACGUGUCGAUUGGUAUAAGAGUUUAUACUUGGAUCAAAAGGUACUCGAAAAUGCGAAUUUCAGAUUUCUUUCUUUUCAACUUUUCGCAUCUAUCCUAAUGGCCAAACGAACAAAGAAGGUUGGAGUUGUCGGUAAAUAUGGUACCCGUUAUGGUGCCUCAUUGAGGAAACAAAUCAAAAAAAUGGAAAUCACACAACAUGCAAAAUAUACCUGUAAUUUUUGUGGCAAGGAUACUGUUAAGAGAAAAGCCGUAGGUAUCUGGCAUUGUCGUGCAUGUAAAAAAGUAUUAGCAGGUGGUGCAUGGACCGUUUCAACCACCACAGCCGCUACAGUUCGUUCAACUGUUCGUCGUCUUCGAGAAAUAAUGGAAUCUUAA
Funneliformis mosseae is the source of this 393-nucleotide messenger RNA. NCBI's taxonomy places the organism in Eukaryota, Fungi, Glomeromycota, Glomeromycetes, Glomerales, Glomeraceae. The record is from the annotation of a GenBank genome assembly.